AUGGGACGUUAUGGGAGUGUCUGCGACAGGGCUCAACGGCAUCGAAUUGUGUUGGUGGCGCGCUUGCUGGUUUGCUCGAGCUGGAACAACAAGACUUAUUUUGCACCGGCGGCUCUGGGGCAGGUUUUGAUUUCUUACCACAGCACCCUCCUUCUUGAACUGGUGGCAGAGCCGGUUUGGGUUUACAACAGCUGGAAAUGGCCUCAUGUUGCGCCGGGAUCGGGUGUGGGCAGCUGCUCAAUGGUCGACCGGGUUUUCGAACUUCCACCAACACUCGAUCUCUGUGAUCGCAUUUGGACGAGCGAUGACCGCGGAUGCAUGGACCGCUACACUGUGUUAGUGUGUAUAAAUUGUGGAAGAGUAACGGCGCUGUAUGUAGGUCAUAAAGGCGUGCUGGGUGUGUACAACGAAGAGCACGAGCUAAGAUUGCAAGACGGAAAGACGAUACAGCGGGGAAGGAGAAAAAGUUUCGCUACCGACCUAGCCUGCGUAAUGAAGGGUCCAGCUCCGGGUGGCUGGAAAGUUGAGGACCCUGAAGAUAGCCCACGGCCUACCGCAAUGUUGGCGUUGAGACUGUGUAAGCGCACGGGUUGGUUAAUGCAGCGAUCUUUGGCAGGGGACGGGUGCAAGCUGGAUCUGGGUCGCAUGCACGGCAACCGUCGGAAUUACCUAGGCCCAGCGAUAGCGCCAGGGUUAUCGGGUAGGAUGGACUGGGACGAGAAGUACGGUAGAGGUCCAGAUGACUAA
Molecule: messenger RNA, 747 nt
Organism: Pyrenophora tritici-repentis Pt-1C-BFP
Lineage: Eukaryota; Fungi; Ascomycota; Dothideomycetes; Pleosporales; Pleosporaceae
Source: RefSeq, a predicted model, not a curated record